This is a messenger RNA of Brassica oleracea var. oleracea, 1214 nucleotides long. RefSeq names its product zinc finger protein CONSTANS-LIKE 8. The coding region runs from base 124 to 1068 and encodes 314 amino acids. The record is from RefSeq and is a predicted model, not a curated record. Gene Ontology annotation, cellular component: nucleus. NCBI's taxonomy places the organism in Eukaryota, Viridiplantae, Streptophyta, Magnoliopsida, Brassicales, Brassicaceae. Gene Ontology annotation, biological process: regulation of DNA-templated transcription. The transcript has 3 exons. Gene Ontology annotation, molecular function: zinc ion binding; protein binding.
UAUUCUUCAUGCUUCUUAGCCUUUGUCUUCAUCACUGUCCCCUUUUUCUUGCUUUUAAGAUCUUUUUGUUGUUCGGUCUUGACAAGUCACACGAAUAUAAGUAUGAAACAGCUACUGUAAAUUAUGAUUCCAGAGCGUCAAGAAGAUGUCAAGCGGCCACGAGACUGUGAACUGUGUCUCAACAAACACGCGGUUUGGUAUUGUGCAUCCGAUGAUGCUUUCUUGUGCCAUGUUUGUGAUGAAUCAGUGCAUCGUGCAAACCAAGUGGCGACAAAACACGACAGAGUUUGCCUUAUAACAAAUGAGAUAUCUAAUGGCGUGCUUCAAGGAACGGCACGAAAGCCGGUUUGGCACAGCUGGUUCAGAAGAAAACCAAGAACACCUAGAGUCCGUUGCGAGAGAAAGCCACAAGGGAAGGUAGAUGAUGAGAGAAGAAGAGAAGGCCCUCAUGUUCCCGAGAUUGGAGGCGAAACCAAUGAAGAAGAUGAGAAUCUAACUUCUCUUGUGCCAGAGUUUCAGGGAUUUAUAGAGAUGGGAUUCUUCUUGAGCAACCAUGAUGGUUCUGAAGAAACAAUGAGACAAUUCAACGUUGACCAUGAAACUGAUGAAAUGGAAGAUCUAUGUUACAUUGAAGAAGAAGGUAAAACCAAUGGAGAUAAAGCAUGUCAUGAACAAUCUUUGACGAUCUGCAAGAAUGAGUACGACAUUAAUCCCACCCUGGUUACAACAAAGACAGAAGAAAAUGCAAAGCAGAGGAACAUGUUACUUAGACUUAAUUACGAAAACGUUAUAGCGGCAUGGGAUAAGCAAGAAUCUCCAACAACAGCAACGUGGAACCAAAAUGAGUUUAACAACACAAGUAACUUCCAGCUAGUUCCUCCAGGGAUAGAGGAGAAGAAUGUAAGCAACAGAAGUGAGAGAGAAGCAAGAGUAUGGAGGUACAGAGAUAAACGCAAGAAUCGUUUGUUUGAGAAGGAGAUAAGGUACGAAGUUAGAAAGGUUAACGCAGACAAAAGGCCGAGGAUGAAAGGUCGAUUUGUCCGGAGAUCUUUAACCAACGACUCCUAGGAAUGGAUUCUCAGAUUCUUCUUUGUCCGAGUUCUUGUCAUAUAAUAUCAAAGUAGAAUAAACAAGAAUUCAGAUACAAAUAUCUUCAAGAAUUGUUUGACAAAAGAAUAAUUAGCAAAUGAUUUGACAGGAGUUAACCAAUUCUA